UUUAAGUUCCGGAAAUUGACAGUUUCGAUACAUUUCACAAAAGUAAUAAUCUGUGCAAAAGUAUGAACAUAUUCAGGAUCAGGAGCACAGGAAAUUCCUGAAUUAAGAGAGCAUUCACUUAUAGAAAUUUUCUUCUUGUCCAUAAAUAUUUACAGUUUUACUGAAAAAAUACAAAUAAUAGUACCAUUUAACUGAAGCCUGCAGUUCAGUGAGAAGAUAUUUGUUUUGGUGAUCAAAAGACUUUAGGAGGACACAAAGUGAUGAAGAAAUUCCGAUAUUUAUGAGAUUAAUGCCACUAAUCUUGCUAAUAAUCGGAUUUAAGAAAUUUAGAAGUGUUUUAUUAUAUCAAAAGAAGAGUUGGCUGCUAGAGUUUGUCUGAAGAAUGAAAUUUAUUCAAUAUGAGUCAUACAAGUGAAUCAAAUCAUUCAAAUCCUUUAUCUUUACCGUUAAGGGUAGAAACUGAAGACCACCCUGACAAUACUAAUUAUUAUGAGGAAGAGAAAAAUAGUUUCAAUCAAGCUAAUGAAAGCAAUGAUAAUGAUUCAUUAGGACCCUUGCCUCCCAAGUGGGAAAAAGCCUUUACUGACAGCGGAGAAGUGUAUUUUAUAGAUCAUACAACUGGGACAUCACAUUGGCUAGAUCCGAGACUUUCAAAAUUUCAAAAAAAGACAUUAGAAGAUUGCAUGGAUGAUGAGCUUCCUUAUGGAUGGGAAAAAAUUAGUGAUCCCCAUUAUGGUACUUAUUUUAUUGAUCAUGUUAAUAGAAGAACCCAAUAUGAAAAUCCUGUUAUUCAAGCAAAGCGAGCCGCUUCCCAAGCAUCAGCUAGAGUUAGCAGAACAUCAUUUACUAAGGACCCUUCUGAAUUAUGUGGACAAAGAUUUAGAACUUCUCUAGUAAAGUCAUCAAGAGGUUUAGGAUUUACAAUUGUUGGAGGAGAUGAUGGAAUAGAUGAGUUCUUACAAAUUAAGUCUGUGGUUCCCAAAGGUCCUGCAUGGCUGGAUGGACAACUUCAAACAGGCGAUGUUAUAGUAUAUGUUAAUGAUACUUGUGUUCUGGGGUAUACUCAUAAUCAAAUAGUACGAUUGUUUCAGUCUAUUAGUGUAGGUUCGACAGUGCAACUUGAGGUGUGCAGAGGAUAUCCCUUGCCAUUUGAUCCAAACGAUCCCAACACUGAAGUUGUUACGACGAUAGCAGUGGAUGCCCACCUGCAACCUAUUUCUAAUGACAAAAGGUUAUUAGAUACUAAUUAUAAUUUUCUAGAUGGUGAUGACAGUGUUUCUAGGGGUGAAGAUAACAUUGACUCACCAGAUGAUAUUGAUGACUUAUUAAAAGGCAUAAACAGUUUAACAUUAGGAAAAGUGGAAGUGAGAGUGAGCAUAGUGAAAGGAAAUCUAGGUUUUGGUUUCACAAUUGCAGAUAGUGCCUGUGGACAAAGAGUAAAGAAAAUAUUAGACCGUCAGAGGUGUAAAAAUCUGAUGGAGGGCGACAUUCUUUUAGAGAUUAACGAUAUUUCCUUACAAAGUAUGUCACAUGAUGAUGUAGUGCAAGUGUUAAAGAACUGUCCAUAUAAUCGUGAAGCCACAAUUUGUGUGCAAAGAGGUUGUUCAAAUAAAACUCCCAAUCUAAGAAAUAAGUCUAGAAAAUUAGAUAAUAGAUAUACAGCUAAAGACAUUGGAAAUGCCUAUAGAAGCAAGACACCAACAGCUGACAUUUACAGUACUCAACCUAGAGAAGUGCUUCCAAGUAGACCAAAAACUCCAUUAGUAGAUACCAGAAGCCUGAGCAAAACUCCUGUUAAAGAUGUCAAUUCCAAUUCCAGUGAAAUCCUAAGAACAACAGAUUUUCAAAACGACAUUUUCACAGCAGACAGAUCGCGUUUACGACUAUCUCUCAUAGAUAAUCAAGAGGACGAUGAUUUAGACAUAGAUAUUUCAGAGAAUAACCAGACUAAGCAGUCAUAUGAAUACCCCCCUCCUGUUGAUCCAAAGUUUAGUUUGUAUGUUCCACAGCACAGGUACGACUGUGCCUGUGCUUUUUGUGCCAGCCCAAGGCCUAACACUUUAGACUCUAGCAAUUACGAUAAUCCCAACAAUAUGAAAAAAUUCAAUAAUGACUGGUGGUAUCAACAGAGCAGCAGAAAUGAUUAUAUUACUACACAUGUUAUCUUAAAUAGGCAGGAGACUGGUUUUGGAUUCAGGAUUGUUGGUGGUAUUGAAGAUAAAUCUCAGGUAGCUGUAGGUCAUAUUGUACCAGGUGGGGCCGCAGACUUAGAUGGUAGAAUGCAGUCAGGUGAUGAAAUAGUUAGCGUUGAAGGUUUUUCGGUGUUGAAGGCAUCCCAUAGACAAGUUGUUCAGCUAAUAAAUGCAGCAGCUGCAAGAGGUCAAGUCAGCUUGAUUUUGAGAAGGGUGUUUCCACCAGGACAUCAAGCAUCUAUAAGCUAUGGACCAGUGCCUUGGCCAAUAGAAAACAAUACUGCUCCACUCCCAUCCAAUCAUGCAGCUCCUUUGGUAGUGGCAAGUCCACACGCAAAUUCCACCUACGACGUCACUGUUCAGAGGUCAGAAAACGAGGGAUUUGGAUUUGUUAUUAUUUCUUCUCUGAAUAAAAUCGGCUCUAGUAUUGGACGUUUGAUUGAGGACAGCCCUGCAGAAAGAUGCGGCCGUCUUAGGGUAGGUGAUUAUAUAAUAGCAGUCAAUCACAUAGACAUUAUGAACUUGAGUCACGGCGACAUUGUUAAUCUCAUUAAAGAAUCAGGUCUAUCUGUAACAUUAACUAUUGCUCCUAAUCCCGACUUGUGAUUUUUGCGAUCAGAAAUUGUUAUGAUCCCCCAGUCUGGUUAUUUGUUUGAAAUGUUGAACCGCAAGUUUUAUAUCAUGUAUUUUUAAAUCUAAAAACUGUUGCUUAUUAAAAUAUCAUAAAUAUAAAUUAAUUUGGCCUAAGUUCGAAUUUUUAAAUUUUAUUGAUCUUAAAUAAAUAUUUUUGUUAUACUACAUUCUAAUGUAUAGAUAUCCAGACUCAUUAAUUACCAAAAAAUAAAUAUAAAUUUUAUCGAAGUUAUGAUGUUAUUCCAAGUAAUUCUAAGCCAAAUUAUUAGUUGAAAAUUAUUUGUGAUACUAGAGAUGUAUAAAAAACACAGGAGAAUAUGUAGGUAGGACACUCUGUAUUUUUGCUCGCCAUUUGAUUUUAAUAUACAAAAAUAUGUGAAGUUUAGUAAUGAAAAAGGCCUUAUAAUAUGUUUAAAUUGAUGUGACAAUAAUUUAGAAUAUGUAGAUGAUCUAGUAAUAAUUUUUGGCUGUUAUACAGGUUGUCUCAGAAAUAAGUGCAAGUAUUUUAAGGGGUGGUAGAUCUAGUUAAAAGAAACAUCUUUUUUAUUUUAUUUACCACUUUUAGAGACAAUUACUAAGCAAUUGUCUCUGUCAUUUUUAAAAUAAAUUAAAAAUAGGCGCGAUAUUAGACUUUGAAAAUUUUAAAAAUAACGCUGACGUUUUGACAACCUCUGGCUACAAUAUCUGCUUGUUGGACACCCUGUGUUGUCAUAUGACUAAAAACGUUCUUCAUUCCACCUAGAAUUAGUAGUAAUCUAAACUGAUAUAAAUAAAGUUAUUUUCCAUGUUUUUUUUUGUGUACAUUCAGAUUACUGUGAACUUAUAAAUAUGCAGAACAUGAGUAACGUAGGAGGUGGCAACAUUGAAUUUUCUGCAUUUACCGUAAACAAAAUUCCGCAGAAUGAACAGGCACUCAAAAAAAUUUCUGAGACACUCUCUAUAUACCGGUGAGCAAAAAUUCAGUGGCGAAAAUGGAUUUUUUCCACAAUUCUCUUUUUAAAAAGGCUAAAUUCCAUGUAUUUUCUUAUUUAAAAUUGAUGAAAAAAAAAGUAAAUAAUGUAUGCUUAUUUCUCACAAACAAAAAAUUAUUUCACAUGGAAUUUAGCUAUAAAAACAUUAGUGUUAUAUCAAUAAUUCUUUAUUUACUCGAAAUAUUUGACUGGUUCAAAUUUUAAUUGUUAUAAAGGAUAUUUCCAAAUAGUUUUUAAAGUUAGAUGCAUCUCUAUGUGAUAGAUCUUAAUAUCACUGCCUAUAAUUACGAAUGUACAUGUAAAGAACUGACGAAUUUAAAUUUACUCUGGAGCAUAUUAAGAAGUUGGUAUCCAUUUUAGCUCAGCAUGAGGAAAUUAAUUAAAUGUGUCAUUAACUGGUGCAGUUAAAAAUGGAUAUUACCUUUAAAUAUUAAAUAUUAAUAUUGUCUUUAUGUAGUAAAAUAGGUGUUAUAUAUAUCGACUUAUUCUAUAAAGUUUUCUCCUUAUAUUACUCCAAAAAUAAUAUUUAUAAAAUCUAUAGUUUAACUAAGUAGAAGGAACAUACGAAACUAAGCAGAUUUAUGUGGUUUAUGUUGACUGAAAUACCACUUUGUACUUAUAAGUAUUUAUUUAAUUUUUUUUAUGACUGAACAACAUAUAUUAAAGAGCGUUUUAGAUGUUUACGUUACCUAGUUUAUACAUACAUUUCAUAAUUUAUUUAUAUAAAAGCUUAAUAGCUAUUUAUUUUUGUAUUUUACUUUUUCUAAGUUUCGUUAUCUUUAUAUUCUUCAUUUUGCAAUAUACAAUAGGGUCAUAUAGAGCGCUUUUUUAGUUAGGAACUUUUAUCAACAUAAUCUUAUGUUAAAACUUUUUUUUCUCUCUCUCAUACUUGCCUUAUAACUGUAUUAUAUGGUAUAUUAUUUUAUUAGUAAUUUAGAAAUGUUAUAUAUUUUACAAGAAUAUAUACCCGAGGUGUUAAUAUAAUAAUGUCUUAUCUUGUUAUUCAUGUAUUUCUUUUUUGUUAAUGUACACUUAGCGUGCAAUUCUGGUAAAAUCGAUGAAGCUUUAUUAAGAAUUGUAAGUGUACAGAUAUAAACAGAUUGAAAUUUAAUUCAAAAUUUUAUAUGAUUAACAUUCCGGCCAGCACGUAUGUUAUAUUAGACUGAUUACUGUAAUAUUUGUACAUAAUGUGUUUUGCAUUUUAUA
This is a messenger RNA of Sitophilus oryzae (rice weevil), 5002 nucleotides long. Its product is annotated as membrane-associated guanylate kinase, WW and PDZ domain-containing protein 1. Lineage: Eukaryota; Metazoa; Arthropoda; Insecta; Coleoptera; Curculionidae. Bases 399 to 2798 code for a protein of 799 amino acids. Gene Ontology annotation, biological process: signal transduction. Gene Ontology annotation, molecular function: protein binding. The transcript has 4 exons. Gene Ontology annotation, cellular component: cytoplasm. The record is from RefSeq and is a predicted model, not a curated record.